AUGGUAUUGGUGCGCUAUUUGUUGGUACUCGCUGAUACCGAUACCAUCAUUCUAGUGCUGGAUGGGGGCCCCACUGUAUUAAGGCUUGGUAUUUAUGUACUUUUUUAUUUCGUUCUGUUAUCUGACUGUCCUUUGUGUGGCUGUGUAGGUUUGCGGCCAGUGGACAGUGAGCUGUGUUCAGGGGUUCCUCCAAAUACCACCCAGCUGUGCCACAUAAGCUGUCCUGUGGACUGUGAGGUGUCUCCGUGGAGUGCUUGGGGUCCCUGCACCUAUGAAAACUGUGAAGACCAAAGCAACAAGAAAGGUUUUAAACUGAGGAAGCGGAGGAUCAUCAAUGAGCCCACGGAUGGGACGGGAAACUGCCCCCAUCUAGUGGAGGCCAUACCCUGCGAGGACCCCAGCUGCUUCGAGUGGCUGGUGGUUAAACUGGAGGAGUGUGUCCCUGACAACGAGAAGGAGUGUGGACCUGGAACACAAAUUCCCCAAGUCCAGUGUGUUAACAGUGAUGGCGAAAAGGUGGAGAAACAGCUUUGCCGGGAUGCCAUCCUCCCUAUGCCCACCAUCUGUGAGGUGCCUUGCCCAAAGGACUGUGCCCUCAGCCCUUGGACUCCGUGGUCAUUUUGCUCCCAUACUUGUUCUGGAAAAAACACGGAGGGGAAACAGACCCGAGUUCGUUCCAUCCUCGCUCACAACGCAGGAGAAGGAGGACUCCAGUGUCCCAAUGUUAGUGCACUGCAAGAGGUGAGGAGCUGCAACGACCAUCCGUGCACCGUGUAUCACUGGCAAACAGGUCCUUGGGGUCAGUGCAUCGAGGACUCCUCCAUCCCCUCCACCAACGCCUCUGUGGGGAGAACGCGCAGCAGCGACGCCUCGUGCUCCGUGGGAAUGCAGACCCGUAAAGUCAUUUGUGUCCGAGUCAAUGUGGGACAAGUUCCUCCUAAAAAGUGUCCAGAGAGUCUUCGUCCAGACACUGUAAGACCGUGUUUGCUUCCCUGCAAAAGAGACUGCAUGGUUACACCGUACAGUGACUGGAGCUCCUGCCCACCGACUUGUCAGAAAGGCAGUAAAGCUAAAAGUAAACAACACAGGAAGCGACUGAUCAUCCAGUUACCUGCUAAUGGAGGACAAGACUGUCCUGAAAUCUUGACCCAAGAAAGAGAAUGUGAAUCAAUGUCUCUUUGUCAAGGAUACAGGUUUAUAGACAGAAAAAGUAAAAAGCGUGACCAAUGCAAAAACAACCAGCUGUUUCCUCUGAGCGAGACCCAGUACUGCCCAUGCAACAAGUACAACGCUCAGCCGGUGGGCAACUGGUCCGACUGCGUUCUGCCUGAGGGCAGCCGCAUGGAGAGCCAGCUUGGCAUGAGGGUCCAAGGAGACAUCAAGGAGUGUGGCCAAGGAUACCGCUACCAAGCCAUGGUGUGCUACGACCAGGACAACCGCAUAGUGGAAACGUCUCGCUGCAACAGUCAUGGUGGGUUUUUCUGUGGAGACAAAACUAAGGCUGCUCUGUGUGGGUUUCAGGUGUAUGAGGUGGUGCCCUGCGUCAGCGACUGUGGACAGUAUGUCUGGGUGGCAGAACCGUGGAGCGUGUGGAAGGUCAGCAGCGUGGACCUGAAGAGCAACUGUGGCGAAGGCGUGCAGACCCGAAAAAUCAGGUGUAUGCUCAACACAAUAGAUGGACCAUCUGAGCAGGUGGAGGACUACCUGUGUGACCCAGAGGAAAUGCCUUUAGGGGCCCGGAACAGCCGCCUGCCCUGCCCCGAGGACUGCGUACUGUCAGACUGGGGAAGCUGGAGCGCGUGCCCUCUGCCCUGCAGUGAGAACACUACACGUGUCAGGGUUGCCUACCCUCUCCGGAGACCUGGAAAAGAAAAAAAAUGUCCUUCUACAAAAGAGACAGAACCAUGUAAAAUCAACAGCAACUGCUUUCACUACUCAUACAACAUCACAGACUGGAGCACCUGUCAGCUCAGUGAGAGAGCGGUUUGUGGGUACGGCAUCAAAACCCGGAUGCUCGACUGCGUGCGCAGCGACGGGAAAUCUGUUGACCUCAGCUUCUGUAAAGAGCUGGGCCUAGAGAGGAAGUGGCAGAUGAAUGCUUCCUGCGUGGUGGAAUGCCCUGUCAACUGCCAGCUGUCUGAAUGGUCAGCGUGGUCAGAAUGUACACACACCUGUGGUUUGGCAGGCAAACUGUUGAGAACACGAACAGUAAUUCAGGCCCCUCAAGGUGAUGGGAGGCCAUGUCCGUCUCAGAUGAAACAAUGGAAGCCUUGUCUGGUCAAACCCUGCUACAGCUGGCGAUACAGCCCCUGGUCUGACUGCAAGUCCGAGGUAACAAACUCUUCAUCUUUUCUCAUUGCAAUGUGUCAUGUGUCGCCAGGUGGAACUUGUUUUGAAUACAAGUGGAGGACUGGACCAUGGAGAGGCUCGUCUCGUCACGUAUGGUGCCAACGCUCUGAUGGGUUGAAUGUCACAGGAGGGUGUCUGGCAGCAGUCAAGCCAAUAGCAGAUCGAUCCUGUGAACCGCCCUGUACCAAGCCAUGGUCUUUGUGCACCGAGGCAGGUGUGUGCGGCUGUGAAGAGGGCUACACCGAGGUGAUGACGUCCGACGGUGUGUUGGAUCAGUGCACCGUCAUCCCGGUCCUGGAGAUCCCCACUGCAAGCGACACCAAAGCGGACGUGAAGACGAUCCGAGCAUUCAGCCCCAUCCAGCCUGCAGCCAGCGCCCCGGGCAGAGCGGGCAGAACCUGGUUCCUGCAGCCGUUCGGUCCAGAUGGGACCCUGAAGACCUGGGUGUACGGAGUGGCAGCCGGCGUGUUCGUUUUACUCGUCUUUAUAAUCUCGAUGACAUAUCUAGCCUGCAAAAAGCCAAAGAAGCCACAGCGACGGCAGAUGAACAACAGACUGAAGCCUCUGACUCUGGCCUACGAUGGAGACGCCGACAUGUAGACGUCUUCCUCCUCCCAGACGUACGAUCAAAACUUGGAGAGCAGGGUGGCUGUUGGUCCCCGUCUAACGUCAGGGUCCCUGCAGGGCAAUGGGUCGGCCAAUACGCGGACUGAAAACAUAACCUCUGAGCUUAAGACACUUAAGGUCUUAUUUAUUAGCAGCCUUGAUGUUCCUUCGUUUCCAUUUUGAAAUCUGUACAUUGUUUUUUUUACGAGCCUUCAUGACCUCUCUAUCUUCCUCUGGAAGUCUGCCUUUGCUUCUUCAACGUCUACCAAUGACUGCAUUUCAACCACAUUCAUUGGAGAGGGAGAAUAAAGAAGAGAUUUUAAUGUAAAAGCACAAAAACUCCUCAUUAGUUGAUGAUUUUCUUACAGCUUAGCAUGGUCUUUGCUCCACUCGUCCCUCAAUGAUCAAUCAGUCUUUUUCUCAUCGCUGUAAGGAGGAAAUGGAAUAUAAAAACAUAAAAAAAGACCAAAUAAAGGAAAUGAAAGUGAGUCUAAAGGACCCUGGAGCUGCCAUCACUUCUGCCUGCCCCUCCCUUCUUGUUUCCGGGCAUAAUUUUGCACUAUAUUAGUGCAGCAUGAUAUGUACUUAUGUCUCGCUUUGCCAUACGAAAACUGCCUCUCGAUACAAGACGCUGUACAACCCUUGUACCAGAAAUGUAAAAAAAAAACAGACCUUUUUGCUAACAGAACUGAACAAUGUUUGAUAACUAUUUGUUUUUGUAUUACUUCUUGUAUGUAAUCAAAUUUUGUAUAUAGAUUUUCUCUGUGAUUUCAGCUUUGGCUUUUUAAUACGCAUCUUUAUCCAAAUCUCUGCUGGAACCGUUUGAUCUGUUAACUGUGACCUCUGACCCACUGACAGCCAAAAACUCCCACAUAUAGAGUAAAAACAUCACACUUUGACUUGAGUCAUAGAGAAAUAAUCUGUGACAUAAACUUCAUCAGACAGGGAAGAAAAAAAUAGAAGGAUUUCCAUUUCAUGCUGUUUUGUAACCAGAUUGGCUUCAGAUGCAAACAGAAGGAAUGGGAG
This is a messenger RNA of Cyprinodon variegatus (sheepshead minnow), 3981 nucleotides long. Its product is annotated as thrombospondin type-1 domain-containing protein 7A-like. Gene Ontology annotation, biological process: actin cytoskeleton organization. Gene Ontology annotation, cellular component: plasma membrane. The transcript is spliced from 20 exons. The record is from RefSeq and is a predicted model, not a curated record. Bases 1 to 2949 code for a protein of 982 amino acids. NCBI's taxonomy places the organism in Eukaryota, Metazoa, Chordata, Actinopteri, Cyprinodontiformes, Cyprinodontidae.